CUCUCUCACAAUUUACACAUCCUCAUUUUGCUGUUGUCGUUGAAACCGACCAACCUGUUUUUAUGCGUUGUGCAUUCACGGUAGAAUUGCUGACUUUCUACACUACCUGGCCAUUCACCUGCACCCGUUGAACGCUGCCCCUCAUUCGUCUGUCUGGCCGUUGUACCGUUUUGGGGCCAAUGUCUGUACACGACUGAAUUGGCCUACACCACCUGCGCGCUCCCCUGCCUUGCCAGCGUCUGCGCUCUCACCUGAAAACGCUUCCCACUGCGGCUGACCUAAGCUACGUGGCUGCCAGAAAAGUGCCACCACAACCAACGGACGGGCGUAAACACCAACACAACAUCUUCGCACGACAAGCAGCAAACGCUGGCUGUUGCAAACCAGACCAACGUGCCAACCGUCGAGGCAUCUCUAGCACCAUUCAAAGACUUCCCAACUAGUGGUCUCUUGGCCCAAUCCAGCCACCUAGAAGGUCUGUGGCCUCGCACUGGCACGCAAUAAUACCCACCUGGUGCCGCAGUGCCGCAGUGCCUGGCAACCUUUGACGGACCCUUUGGGGUUUGUCAGCUCACCACCUCCAACAUCCCACUCUCCGGUCGUCCUCUGCUCGCUUCGCUGCAGUGCAGCCUCAUCGAGAUGCCACAAUCCUCGUUGUCACCCUUCCGAGACUUCCGCAAGAGCCUUGAUGCUGCCUCUCAUAACGAAUCAUCCCAAGACCUGGAGCGUGUACCUUUUUUAACGCAGGAACCCUCCUUUGAACGCAGCCCCGACUUAGAAAAUGGCGUCUUCCGCAGCCCCACUACCCAGAGUUCCGAUUCCUUGAAAAAUUUCCCCGUCUCCAUUACUCGAUUUACUCUACAUCAUGACUCGGAAUCGGGCUAUGGAGACGAUCUCACCUCCUCGAAGAGUAGUCGGCGCUUCUCCAGACUUGACUUUUGCACACGAUGUUUUUGCCUAGGCCGCAGAAAUCACAAAACAGAAUUCACAUACGAGCAGCCUCACAAGUCCAACCGGCCCUCUCCACUGAGAAGAGUUUUACGCCUGUUGGCAAUUGCCCUGAUGCUUCUUGGAAUCGUCGAGUUUAUCAUCCUUGCCUGUGGUGUUCUCACGGCUUUCUUCCCCGAUGAGUUUGAUGACUCGUUCGAAGCAAUAAGCUCAACCGAAUAUGUCCCCUCACAAUUAGGGCGAUGGCCCACCGAUUUCUCCGGAGACGUACAACCAGUUGCCUGCCACUCACACAAUGACUAUUGGCGGAAAGAACCUCUCUUUUCUGCUCUUAACGCAGGAUGUACAGGAGUAGAGGCUGACGUCUGGCUCUUCGAUGACGAUCUCUUCGUAGGCCAUUCAACAGCCUCACUCACCCCCGAGCGAACCCUGCGUAACCUCUACAUCAACCCUCUACUCGGGAUUCUCGAGAAACAAAACCCCAUCACCACCUUCCACCCCUCCCUCGAUAGCCCUCGAAACGGCGUUUUCGAUACCGAGCCAUCCCGAUCCCUCGUCCUCCUCAUCGACUUCAAAACUGAUGGGCCUACUCUUUGGCCCGUCGUUUCCGAUCAGUUGCAGCCUUUGCGAGACCUCAACUAUCUCACCUACUUUAAUGGCAGUACUGUCAUCGAGGGCCCCAUCACUGUUGUCGCCACCGGACAUGCGCCUUUCAAUUCCGUUGUCGCCGACUCUCACUAUCGCGAUAUCUUCUUUGAUGCCCCAUUGGAAUUCAUGGAAAGACUGAUGGAGACGAAAACCCCAUCUGGAGUUCCCGCUCAGGAAUCAUCCGUAGACUCUCCGCGUGAUAUUUCUGUUGAUGAAGAGUUGCCCACCUCUCAAAAUCAAGGUCAAGGUUAUUCUGGGUCGGCUCCACUAAACCCUGCCGUAUAUUCGCCAGCCAAUUCCUACUAUGCCUCAGUUGACUUCCGGCGGGUUAUAGGCUUUCCUUGGCGGGGUCAUCUUUCCCGGAGUCAAAAGGACAAGCUCCGCAAGCAGAUUGCAGGUGCACACUCUCGAGGCUUGAAAGUGAGAUACUGGAACGUGCCUGAUUGGCCAAAGGGACUACGAAACUACCUCUGGCGUGUCCUCGUCCGCGAAGGGGUCGACUAUCUUAGUGUGGAUGAUGUGCAUUCGGCCACGACUGGCAAAUGGGGUUGGGGCGAUAAAACACCAUGGUGGAGAGGUUCGUGGAAAUUUUGGCAUGCUCCCACCUCAUGAUUCCGGUCCAUGACAUUUUCUACGAGACGAGGUGAGCGACACGAAAGAUGAUUUUACGAUUGAAGACUAUAUAACAUUAAGCACACGCAUCAUCAUGUAUAUACCCUAUGGUUUGUGAAAGCCAUGACAAAGCUGCGAUGAGUGUGCGCAUUUUCAAGAUGGAUUUAGUCCAUGACAUAUGACACCGACAUCUCUGAGGCAGCGUCACUCAGCGCAGUUUUUGUCGAUUUGCAUCGCGGGGCGUUACAUGGAAGCUGUACAGGUAUCUAAAACACAGGCUCUGGGCUGCAUACAAUUGCAUGGCAAGACCUCAUCAACUAGCUCGAACAUCUCUGACGAUUUCCGUCUGAAUGAACAAGAUUCGAGCCA
This is a messenger RNA of Exophiala mesophila, 2577 nucleotides long. RefSeq lists its product as uncharacterized. Gene Ontology annotation, molecular function: phosphoric diester hydrolase activity. The record is from RefSeq and is a predicted model, not a curated record. NCBI's taxonomy places the organism in Eukaryota, Fungi, Ascomycota, Eurotiomycetes, Chaetothyriales, Herpotrichiellaceae. Gene Ontology annotation, biological process: lipid metabolic process. Bases 640 to 2208 code for a protein of 522 amino acids. The transcript is spliced from 3 exons.